Molecule: messenger RNA, 766 nt
Organism: Brachypodium distachyon (stiff brome)
Lineage: Eukaryota; Viridiplantae; Streptophyta; Magnoliopsida; Poales; Poaceae
Exons: 2
Coding region: 56-454 (132 amino acids)
Source: RefSeq, a predicted model, not a curated record
ACUGGCAGAUGGAUGGUGAGCUAGCCUAACUAGCUAGCACGAUCAGACCAUAGCCAUGGGAGGGGGUAACAAGGAGCUGAGCUGCACCAACACCAACGACAACAUUGCUGACGUCCAUCAUGACAGCAGAGGAAUAGGCGGCCAUGGAUCCUACGACCCUGCUGCCGCGUACUACUCGUGCCCUCCGAUCGCAUAUCCUCCACCAGGAGUACAUGGGUGCCCCCCUUCUUGUUACCUUCCAAACCAAGGUUAUGGGUAUGGAUCAAUGGACAUGGUCAGUCCUAUGCUGCCUCUACUUAUCCACACCAUCAUGACUACGGCAGAACCGGCUAUCAUGGCCACGGAGCAAUGUUCGUUGUCCGCGGUGCAGCAGCAGUUGCCUAUGGCGCGCAUCGCUGGAGCCAUGGCGGCGGCCAUCACCACGGUGGAUACUACCCACAUCGCCCUGCAGUAGCUGCUGGAUGCCUUCGCUACGGUGGCAAGUUCAAGAAGCACCAUGGAGGACACUAUGGCGGCAAGUUCAAGCGUGGCAAGUUCUUCGGAGGCGUAGGCUUCAUUCAUGGAAAACACAAGAGGCGGAAAUGAGUUUCCAAUAAUGUGGAAGGAAAGCUUCUUCUAAAUAUGUGCACUCCAGUACUAUCCCCGACGGCUGGAUAUGUAUGGAUAACUAACCAAUGAAUGCUGGUAAUAAGUCGGGAACAAAUAUUAAUAAAUUGUUGGUACAUACAUAUGCAUGGCAAAUAAAUUGAAUUUGUAUUUGAUGUGG